CUCAGUCGAGUCGCAUUACAUCCGUCUCCCGUCAUCCGGUUGUAAGGUUUACAAUCAGCACGACUGCUGACCUAUUUCCUUUCUCUGGCAUGUUAUUCAUCUGUGGUCAGAAUUGUUGAUCUAGUCGACUACCAUCCUACCAUCCUUUGCAUAAUCAUCUCGAAAAGUCGUUGCAUUGAACCUCAUCUCCACGAAAACCUCGACCAGACAUCCCUCUUACCCUCUACCCUUCACCCUCUACCACCUUCCAUCUCUCUCAUCCCAAUAACCCAUAGCUACACACACCAUCAAUGUCCACAACGACCGGCGCCUUCAUCGCCGGCGGCAUUGCCGCCUGCGGCGCCGUGACGGCAACCCACCCCUUCGAAACCGUCAAAAUUCGGCUCCAACUGCAAGGCGAACUACAAUCCGCCGACGUGGCGGUGAAAAAAUAUCGCGGUGUAUUCCACGGCGUCAACGUCAUCGUGCGCAACGAAGGCCUCCGCGGAAUCUACCGUGGUAUCGGAUGCGCCUAUGUCUACCAAGUCCUCCUCAACGGCUGCCGUUUGGGAUUCUACGAACCUCUCCGCGCCGCCUCCACAAAACUCAUCUUCAAAGACUCCAACGUGCAAUCUCUCGGUGUGAAUAUCUUUUCUGGCGCUGCGUCGGGAAUCCUGGGAGCUAUGGCAGGUUCACCGUUUUUCCUGGUCAAGACGAGAUUACAGUCUUUUUCACCGUUUUUACCCGUGGGGACGCAACAUACGUAUAAGAAUGCGGUGGAUGGGUUUGCGCAGAUUUAUAAGGCGGAAGGGAUCAAAGGUUUGUAUCGUGGAAUGGGGGCAUCGAUGGUGAGAACCGGUGCGGGAAGUUCGGUGCAGUUGCCGACUUAUUUCUUUGCGAAAAGGAGAUUAAUGCGUCAUGCUGGUAUGACUGAUGGUCCGGCCUUGCAUCUUCUCAGUUCGACGGCGAGUGGGUUUGUGGUUUGUUGUGUUAUGCAUCCUCCUGACACCGUCAUGGCCCGACUUUACAACCAACAUGGAAACCUCUACAGUGGAAUAUUUGACUGUCUAUGGAAAACCAUCUCUACGGAAGGCAUCUUGUCCGUCUACAAGGGAUUCACUGCCCAUCUCGCCCGAAUCCUUCCUCAUACCAUCCUUACCUUGACUCUGGCGGAACAAACCAACAAAUUCGUCCGUGGUAUUGAGACGAAAAUCCUACCGAAAAGUGUUCUAGAGGAGAAAUUAUAGUGAGGUCUUCGAGUAUUCGACAGUGGAUUGCCUGGUGGAUUGCCUAGUGGGUGUGUGAUUGAAUCUCUUGCUGGUAUGGCAUGGAAUGCCCUGAAGAACACCUGUCAACACAUCGCCAUUCAGAGUCAGAGCCCUUGAAACCACGGAUCAGGGGUUUCACUAGAUGGCGAACUACCCUACUGCAUCAAAACGAGUCUGGAUUCGGAGUAUCGGUCUUUUGCCUUGCCUUGCUAGGUGGCACUCGGAAGUUUUCAUUCCCGAGGCAACAAAAUCUUAGGGGAUGAUCUCGCGAGAUACCCAAAUCCUUGGUGUCAGAUGUCAAGAUGUGCAUGCAACUCGAAAUGUUGGAUUGGAACAGAGGUAACUGACGUUCUCAUUCUUCCUCGACUUUGAAAGGGGCACAAAAGAAGGGAAGAUUAGAGGCAUUAAGCAGGAGAGAUGAGAGGAGAACGGGUCGAAUCAACCUGACCUUUCCCAACCCGGGAAGUCCAAGGCAAUGUUGGCCGACUGAGAUACAGAUUGUUG
Molecule: messenger RNA, 1751 nt
Organism: Exophiala mesophila
Lineage: Eukaryota; Fungi; Ascomycota; Eurotiomycetes; Chaetothyriales; Herpotrichiellaceae
Exons: 2
Coding region: 291-1226 (311 amino acids)
Biological process (GO): transmembrane transport
Source: RefSeq, a predicted model, not a curated record